AUGGCAACUGUUGCUCUCACAGGCCAUUUUGCCACUAAAAUAAAGCCCACUGUUGGGCCUCUUAGCGUUGUUUACAUCAAGUCUGCCUCAUACAGUUCAGAUGGGAGUAAGCCUAACAUAGCUGCGUACAAGCGGGGCACAGGAGGUCGUUGUAGUUUCAAUGGAAUUGUGGCAACAGUGUUUGGUUGCACUGGAUUUGUUGGACGCUAUGUCUGCAAUAAACUGGGCAAGACUGGAACACAGAUGAUCCUGCCUUACCGAAGUGAUUUCUAUGAUGCCCAGCGAUUGAAAGUGGCUGGAGAUUUAGGCCAGGUGUUGUUCACACCUUAUGACCUCCGAGAUGAGGAGUCCAUUGCUAAAGCUGUGCAGUACUCCAAUGUUGUCAUCAACUUAGUGGGACGAGACUAUGAAACCAAGAACUUUAAAUACAAGGAUGUGCAUGUAGAUGGACCAAGGCGCCUUGCCAGGAUAUCUCGGGAAAUGGGUGUUGAGAGAUUCAUUCAUGUGUCCUACCUGAAUGCGUCACCUAAACCUAGACCGCUGGUGCUGAAGACACCCUCCAUGUACAAGGUCAGCAAGUACUGGGGAGAGUGUGCCGUAAGGGAAGAGUUCCCUACUGCUACCAUCAUUCGUGCUUCUGACAUCUACGGCAGUGAAGAUCGAUUUUUGAGAACAUUUGCUUCACCUACGCGUAUCAAUGGACAGUACAUGGCGUUGUACAAGAAUGGCUUGGAGACCAUAAAACAGCCUGUUUACGUGUCAGAUGUUGCUCAGGGUAUAGUAAACGCCAUUCGCGAUCCCGAUACCAGAUGCCAGGUUUACCAAGCGGUUGGACCUAAACGGUACCUGUUAGCUGAUCUGGUCGACUGGUUCUUUGCACUAAUGCGCAAAGAUGAAAAAUACUGGGGAUACCAACGCUACGACAUGAAAUAUGAUCCUGUCUUAUUCCCCCUAAAAGUCAAGCUUGUAAACCUGAUUUCACCAUCUUACCCAUUGGGUGGGCUGCACUGGGAGGCAAUUGAAAAGGAAUCUACAACUGAUAUGGUUGAUGAUAGCCUUCCUACAUUGGAAGACCUCGGUGUUACUCUGACAAAAAUGGAAGAUCAGGUGCCAUGGGAACUGAAGCCAUUCCGAGCUUACCAGUACUACAUAGCCAAGAUUGGAGAGUUCGCUACACCACCAAACCCAAGAGUUCAAAAAUAA
Messenger RNA from Spodoptera littoralis (African cotton leafworm), 1203 nucleotides. The record is from the annotation of a GenBank genome assembly. Lineage: Eukaryota; Metazoa; Arthropoda; Insecta; Lepidoptera; Noctuidae.